Bacidia gigantensis is the source of this 2265-nucleotide messenger RNA. RefSeq lists its product as uncharacterized. Lineage: Eukaryota; Fungi; Ascomycota; Lecanoromycetes; Lecanorales; Ramalinaceae. The transcript has a single exon. The record is from RefSeq and is a predicted model, not a curated record. Bases 1 to 2265 code for a protein of 754 amino acids. Gene Ontology annotation, cellular component: mating projection tip.
AUGUCUUCCACAGGGAAUCACCAUGCCACAACAUUCCCAGUUGUGCCUCCAUCUCUCUCCGCUGGCGAUCAUGGGAUGCGAGAUUAUUACACAGCCGAAGAUAAUGCACCACGCGUAACACCGAACACAGUUCAAAACAUCACACCGUACCUCGGAUUACGCUCUCGAUUAUCGCAAGUCUGGAUCAACAGAUGGACCGUACUCUUAUUUCUCAUUCUCGUUCGAGUACUUAUUGCUAUUUCUGGACUUAACCAUGACCUUGCUUCAGCCAAGACCGAAGCGAUGUCUGCUUGCUCAGGAGAUGAAUCGAUGGGCAGUGCUAUGGCUUCCAUGCCUCACUACCUCUCAGGAGGGGUAAAUGAGCUGGCUGCUGCUGGCGUAGAGAAGGCUGUUCAUGGCCUCAUGUCACUCCUCCUCUUGACCAUAACUGGCGUCGAAGAGUUGAUAGUCUUCUAUGUAAAUAUGUUGACCUCCACAUACAUGUGCUUGAUCACUCUUGCAGUUAGUGGAAGUCUGCAUGUUGUGUUGAAAGUCAUCGAAGAUGUCGCAGACUUUGUCAACAAGACGCUGAAAGGCAUCAGCGACGACAUUGGAAAGGCCGUCGAUGGGUUCGAAGGCGACUUCAACAAAUUCACCGGUGCCCUCAACAGUAUCCCAAAGGUUUUUGGUGGCGGCGAUGGAAAAAUACCGAAGAUCAAUUUGGACGCCGAGCAGAAAGCACUCACCACUCUCCAGCUCCCGUCUGGACUGGACGCGGACCUCCAGAAGCUCAACAAAUCAAUCCCCGAUUUUCACGAGGUUCAAGACUUCACUGAUGACAUCAUUCGACUACCUUUCGAAGAGGUCAAGAAGCUCAUCAACGGCUCCUUACAUUUCAACUUUAACCGGUCGAUGCUCCCCGUACCAGACAAGCAAAAACUCAGCUUUUGCACGGACGAUAGCGAGAUACCUAAGUUCUUUGACGGUCUAGCCAAGUUAGCAUACGACGCCCGUAAGGUGUUCAUUGCUGUUCUAGUCAUUGCUGCAAUUGCUGUCUGCAUUCCAAUGGCGUAUCGGGAAAUGCGUCGCUUCAGAAUCCAAAAGGAACGCUCUGGGCUAGUUCGCGAUCAUUCUUUCGACCCAAUGGAUGUCAUCUAUAUUGCUUCGCGACCAUAUUCCGCAGGCGCUGGGAUCAAACUCUCGAGUCCUGUCAAGGACACUACUCGCCAAGUUUUAGUCCGUUGGGUCGUUGCGUACGCGACUUCAACACCAGCCUUGCUUGUACUGUCACUGGCAAUUACAGGCCUGCUGUCUUGUCUUUGUCAAUACGCACUGCUCAAAGCAAUUCAAAAGGAAGUCCCUGUGCUCGCAAACGAGGUUGGUGCAUUCUCAGAUAAGGUAGUAGGCGCCUUGAACAACGCUUCAGCAUCCUGGUCGAAUGACACCAACCACGCAAUCUUGAACGUCAACGAUGGCAUCAAUCACGAUGUCUUUGGAUGGGUCAAUACAACGACGGGUGCUGUCAACAAAACGCUUAAUUCAUUUGUUGAUCACACCACCGAUGUGCUCAACAAGACCUUUGGCGGCACCGUGCUUUAUGACCCCAUUACUGAAGUGUUCAAUUGCCUCAUCGGCUACAAAAUUCAGGGCAUCGAGAAGGGCCUUACAUGGGUUUCUGACAACGCAAAGGUCACCUUUCCCUUACUUCCGAAUGAUACGUUCAGCUUGGGCGCCGCCGAAGCCAUGGGCGAUGACUCUCCAGAUAACGAAAAAAGCCAGAGCUUUCUAGCCAACCCAGGUGACAAAACAACGAGCAAGAUCACCGGUGCAGUCGCAAAAGUCGUCCAGCAUCUUGCUGACGGCAUCCGUACAGAAGCAAUCAUCUCGACAUGCAUCCUGCUUGUUUGGUUCAUCAUCUUGCUUUUUGGCAUUUGUCGAGCAGUUUGGCUCGCUUCCCGCGGCAACAAAGUCCGUGCAGAGGGAGGACCUGCUCCUUCUAAUGGCGUAUCACGUGAGCUUCGACCUAUGACAGUAUUGGAUGGACCAGCUCCGGCAUAUGAGCCACCCGCGAGUGCUGAACACGUUGGAUCUAACCCAUUCGUUGAUGCUGCAAAUGAUCCCGUACAUGCUGCACACCGCCACAUAGGUCGAUCAAGUAUUUCUGGUGAGCACCGCUGGCAAGACGAGAAGCUAGGUUUCGCGGGACAGCGAGCUCCUACUAUGGAAGACUCACACGUUGAGACAUUGAGAAGAAGUGUCUACCCAACAUUUGGAAAGACCGGAUAA